CACCCCUUGUUGUAGAUGGAUGGCGUAUCUUAGAUUCCCUACCCACUUCCAGUACUCUUCGGUCUGCCACUCUUCCAACAAGCUCUGGAUCCCUGCCGCUGCCAGCUCGAGCGAGACCUUUCAUGCACCACUUCAGCUGCAUUAUCUUGAAGAUGUGAUUGGUAUAUCUAGACGCCUCCAGCCAAACAGUUACCGAUUAUAUUGGUGUCAUAGAUCUACCUUCAUCACCUUGGUGCCAAAGAAAGAUUACAUAAAGACUACAAAGGAUCGCAAGCCAAUUUGUCUCUUGAUAAGUGUUUAUAAAAUCAUAACCAAAGUACUUGCUAUCAGAUUCAAGUUGUUUAUGGAUAAGCUCAUCUUACCGGUCCAAUGUGUUUAUAUUGAGGGUAUGAAUAUUAUUGAUGGUACUCUUAUUGAAAAUAAACUUGUUGUUUCAAGACUUGGGUCUGGGAAGGCUGGCAUCAUAUGUAAAAUUAACCAUAAGUAGGCUUUUGACAAAAUAAAUUGGAAGGACUUGGAUUCAGUACUUCAACAAAUGGGAUAUGGUAGCAAAUGGUGUAAGUGGUUACGCUUUUGUUACUCAACCUCAACUUUUUCUAUUCUUAUUAAUGGCUCAGCAUUUGGAUACUUCGGUAGCUCCGGAUGGGUUAGACAAGGUUGUUCGGUCUCUCCUCUACUUUUCACUAUUGUAUUGGAGGGUUUUUCAAGAUACUUGAAAAUAACUGCACAUUUGAACCUCUUUAGUGGUUUUUAUGUUAUUUUAACAAGCCUUGUCAUAAAUUACUUACACUAUGCAGA
This is a messenger RNA of Papaver somniferum (opium poppy), 798 nucleotides long. RefSeq lists its product as uncharacterized. NCBI's taxonomy places the organism in Eukaryota, Viridiplantae, Streptophyta, Magnoliopsida, Ranunculales, Papaveraceae. The transcript has 2 exons. The coding region runs from base 20 to 487 and encodes 155 amino acids. The record is from RefSeq and is a predicted model, not a curated record.